AUGGAUUACUUUGAGGCCGUUUCGCGAUUACACCUGCUGCAUGGGAUAUCAUUUAUUGUCUAUUGGCUCGUUGGCGUUCUCCUGGCAGCCGCCCUCAGCCUGGUCGCCGCGGCUUCACUGAUCGUCAUUCCCGCCGCAUUGAUUCGCAUCCACCAAGCGCCCAAAAACAUCCCAUGGGCAGGCCUGCAGAAUAAGAAAUGGUUCCCAAAGCUUCGAGCCUGUCUCCGUGAGAUGGCUGUUGGCCGCGCAGCUGUCGAGGAAGGAUACGAGAAGUAUGGCAAGCAUGGAAAAGCUUUCAUCAUACCUGGACUCCACUGGAAUGCCGUGGUACUACCGCCUUCUCAUUCUGACUGGGUGGCGAGACAACCGGAGAAUGUACUCAGCUCCAACAAGGUCUUGGACGAUACUAUGGGUUUGCAGUGGCUCGUCCACGGACCAACAGCCUCGUCCGUUCGAGACUUCACCGUCCUUCGGCGGGACAUGACGAGGCAGCACAUCAAGCUUUCACAUCAUAUCUUGGACGAGAUAAAACAUGCAUUCGACGAGGAACUGGGGUCUGGGACGGAAUAUCAUAAAGUGUCUGCUUCGAACUUGUGCGCGAAGAUCUCAUUCAGAGCAACAAACAGGAUGUUUGUAGGCCUUCCACUCUGUCGCUCCGAAGCAUAUGAGACGGACGUUACACGCUGGACGACGGCAUUUGGAACCUGCACGUUGAUCAUGCGAUUCCUCAUUCCGAAAUCGUUGAAGCCUCUGUUUAUGCAAUUUGUGGCGUUGCCGACCAAGUUGGUACAGUGGCGGGCGGUACGCUUCAUCCGGCCGAGAAUUCGACAACGACUAGGGGUGCUCAAACACGACAAGACCUUAGGCAACAGUCUUGAGAACGUACAAAAGGAAAAGGAGCCGAACGAUAUGCUGCAGUGGAUCAUCAAUGCCAACGCCGCGAAGGACAACCCUCGAGAACUGGAACCCGGCAACAUCGCUGGCAAGAUGCUCUUCUUCAACGUCUUCGCCACAGGCACCACUAGCACCGUGUUUGCAUUGAUCCUGUGCGACAUGGUCUCACACGUCGAUGCCACUGCCCUCAUCGUCCAACUGCGAGAAGAGGCAGACCAGUAUAUGCCUUUGAUAAUGGAGGACGGAUCUGCGGCUCGCCAUAUGAUGAAGACUGACUCUGUCAUCCGCGAGACGCUAAGACAUAACCCCAUGGGUGCUCAAGGUCUUCUGCGAGAAGUAGUCGCACCGAGUGGGCUCACAACUCCGGAUGGGCUCCACUUACCGAAGGGAACACAUGUACAGAGCGUGGUGAGCGGCAUGCAGCGAGAUGUGAACAUUGGCGGAGCAGGAGUCGAUGAAUACGAUCCGCUGCGAUACUGGCGAGAAGCCCAACGCGGCGAAGUGAGCAAGCAGCUCAGCGCGUCUCAAGUGUCUGACCGGUUCCUUUCUUUCGGCCUGGGAAAGCAUGCGUGUCCCGGAAGAUUCUUCGCAGUCAACUCUAUCAAGCUAAUGCUCGGGCACCUACUCAUGACCUAUGAUAUCGAACCGCUAAAGGCAAAGCCAGAGUACACAGUGAUCGGCGAAGGCCUUAUACCAAGUGCAAAGACGAUGGUACGGCUUCGUCGGCGCAGCUUCACGACUUGA
Molecule: messenger RNA, 1638 nt
Organism: Zasmidium cellare ATCC 36951
Lineage: Eukaryota; Fungi; Ascomycota; Dothideomycetes; Mycosphaerellales; Mycosphaerellaceae
Exons: 1
Coding region: 1-1638 (545 amino acids)
Molecular function (GO): iron ion binding; oxidoreductase activity, acting on paired donors, with incorporation or reduction of molecular oxygen; monooxygenase activity
Source: RefSeq, a predicted model, not a curated record